AUGAUACUUCGAUAUUUCCUAAGUCGCCGAACUAGGCAUCGAAUCCUGAUUAAUAAUUUAACCUCACGUCCUGCAAGCAGCGCACCAAACACGCCGCAGAGCCUUCAGGCGGGCAAGGGCAGGUGGAUUCGCUGCGGGCACGUUUCGCCGGUUAUAGAACGCCAAGACCUCCUGUCCGCCAAUUUACGUGGAGCCUUCGGGUGCCCUGAAAUUUCAGUUUCUCAACAAAGGUACUCUACUGGAGUCUGGACAAGCUCCCAUUCCCCCUUGACUGUAUGUACUGCCUCUUCGGCACGGAGGAACCCAACAGCGUCAUCACCCUGGGCCUCUUGGUUUUCAAAUCUUCCCCUCUUCAUUCCCGCCACGUUCGAUUCCCCUCCGUCGUCUCGCCUCUCCUCCCCAUCACCUCAACCAACGAUGUUCGCUCAACUCUUCGCUGCUGCUUUCGUGGCUGUUGCUGCUCAAUCUGUGGUGGCCGCUGAUGCCUGCUCAAGGAGCUACACCAUCAAGGCUGGUGACUACUGCGACAAGAUCUCGCAAGCCAACAACGUCUCAACGUUCCAGCUCGCUGCAGUCAACAGCGGUUCAAUCAACUCCGAGUGCACCAACCUUCAAAUUGGUGCUGAACUUUGCCUAGGUCAUUCAGGAGAAGAUUGCGCAGAGACCUACAUUGUGAAGGCCGACGAUACUUGCUCUGGUAUCACCAGCGGUGCCGGUGUGAACUCCACCAUCCUCUACCUGAACAACCCUCAGAUUGAUGAGGGAUGCACCAACAUCUACAUUGGAGAGGUUCUCUGCAUCUCCAAGACCGUUCAAGUCCCGCCCAUCCCCUCCACUGGCGUUGUCGUGCCCGUCUCCGGCCCUCCCGCCCAGGCUCCUACUGGGGACAAGCCCGCCGCCGACCCACCCAAGGCCAUCACCGUCACUCCCACCGUGAGCAGCACACCCGCCCCUGCGGCCGCCGCGCCGACCCCUGCAACUGACGACAAUGACGACGACUGCGACGACGAUGCCGCUGAUGGCGACAAUGCCAACGACGGCGAUGACGAUGAUGACGCCGACCUUCCCUACUGCGACGAGAUCUAA
Messenger RNA from Cyclocybe aegerita, 1086 nucleotides. Lineage: Eukaryota; Fungi; Basidiomycota; Agaricomycetes; Agaricales; Hemipholiotaceae. The record is from the annotation of a GenBank genome assembly.